Molecule: messenger RNA, 6920 nt
Organism: Talpa occidentalis (Iberian mole)
Lineage: Eukaryota; Metazoa; Chordata; Mammalia; Eulipotyphla; Talpidae
Gene: LRRC58
Product: leucine rich repeat containing 58
Exons: 4
Coding region: 89-1204 (371 amino acids)
Molecular function (GO): protein binding
Source: RefSeq, a predicted model, not a curated record
AGGUUCCGGGGCGCCGCGGAGCCUCGGGCCUGUGGCUCUCCCGCGGCGCUCUGCGGUCUCUAGGGCCGCGCGCCCUGCGGCGGCCGGGAUGGAGGAGGCCGGAGCGGCGGUGGCCCCGGUGGGGGAGGCCGAACUGAACUUGUCCCGCCUCAGUGUGGCCCCCGAGACGCUGGAGACGGAGCUGGAGGCGCGGGGCGAGGAGCGGCGCGGCGCGCGCGAGGCGCUGCUGCGGUUGCUGCUGCCUCACAACCGUCUCGUGUCGCUACCGCGGGCGCUGGGCAGCGGCUUCCCGCAUCUGCAGUUGCUGGACGUGAGCGGCAAUGCGCUGACCGCGCUGGGGCCGGAGCUGCUGGGGCUUCGCGGCCUGCGCACGCUGCUGGCCAAGAACAACCGGCUCGGCGGGCCCGGCGCUCUGCCCAAAGGCCUGGCCCAGUCGCCGCUGUGCCGCAGCCUCCAGGUGCUCAACCUCAGUGGGAACUGCUUCCAGGAGGUGCCCUCCUCGCUGCUGGAGCUGCGCGCGCUGCAGACCCUCAGCCUGGGCGGCAACCAGCUGCAGAGCAUCCCAGCGGAGAUCGAGAACUUGCGGAGUUUAGAGUGUUUAUAUCUUGGAGGAAACUUCAUCAAAGAAAUUCCACCAGAAUUAGCAAAUUUGCCUUCUCUAAAUUAUUUGGUGUUAUGUGACAACAAAAUACAAAGUGUGCCUCCUCAGCUUUCACAGUUGCAUUCCCUUCGCUCCCUCAGUCUUCAUAAUAACCUGUUGACAUACCUGCCUCGAGAAAUCCUCAACCUUAUUCAUUUGGAAGAAUUGAGUUUGCGAGGAAAUCCACUGGUUGUUCGUUUUGUUAGAGAUUUAACCUAUGAUCCUCCAACUCUCCUGGAAUUAGCUGCACGGACCAUUAAAAUUCGAAAUAUUUCAUAUACUCCCUGUGAUCUUCCUGGGAAUCUUCUUAGAUACUUGAGUUUAGCCAGCAAUUGCCCAAAUCCAAAGUGUGGAGGAGUCUACUUUGACUGCUGUGUCAGACAAAUUAAAUUUGUGGACUUCUGUGGGAAGUACCGCCUCCCACUGAUGCACUACCUGUGUUCUCCCGAAUGCUCUUCCCCCUGCAGUUCUGCCUCUCACAGCUCCACAUCCCAGAGCGAAUCUGACUCAGAGGAUGAAGCCAGUGUUGCUGCCCACAGAAUGCAGAAGGUUCUUCUUGGUUAAGAAGGGUACAGUGUGGUGUGAAAUAACUCAAAAGACUGAGCAAAGGUGAUUAGAAAAGAAAAUAGACUUUGAAGUUCACUAGAAACCUUAUCUUCAUUUUCUGAAUGUCCAUGAAAGAGAAAGAGAUGAUAUAAAAGAGUUGUAUCUCAUUUACUUAUUCAGUAGAAAUGAGUUCAGUUCUAUGUUUGGAUUCUUUGCAUAUAAUUCAUUCUAAAUGGCAGUUUCAAAUUGGGCUAUUGUUUGCAGUUAUCACUCACAUUUUGUAUGAAUCACACAGCAGAAUGAAACAUUCUGAAGAAAGGUGCUAUAAUAGAUUGUGAGUGGUGUAACCUGUGACAGUUGAGAUAGAGACAGCAGUGAUCAAAGCUGUAAUUAUCACCAGAGUUGUCCUUUGGUCUGGGUGGAACACUGCACCAUAACAGGAACACUGCAUCUUCUUGUAUUGCCCAUAUAUAAAUCUAGAGCUGUUUGUAUAAACAGGUAGUUAUGUAGGACCUAAACCUCUCUGACCUACUAAUUGAUAAAUUAAGGGGUAGAACUCUUAUCUAGGAUUUUAAAACUCUUCAAUUCUCCUCCUUUGUUCCACAUGAUUGGUGUUAACCCUUACAUAAUCCAGAAAGAACUGUUUAGUGCCUUAAUCUUAACAAAGAUUUAGAAAUACAUUCAAGAAACUAUGCAGACAAUUUAAAAUAUGCUUUAACAGAACAAGGUAAACAAUUGGAUGUUAACAUCUGAGCUCCUGGCCACCGUUAACUCAUUCUCUAAAGAGUAAACGAUCCCCUAUCAGGGAUUCACUUUUAUACUUAAUGGAAGGCCCCAGUCUCCAUCAAUCUGUCAUCAUAAUCAUUUUGAUAGAAAUAUAUGUCAGACUUCUUGUGAUAGAAAAGAAAUGUAAACUAGGGAAGUUUCUUUAUAUCUUUCUUUAAUGAAAUGAGAAAAUCAUUUAAAAAUUUUUGACAGUAGAAUAUGACUUUGCCUAUGUGACCUGAACUAUAAUUUUCUCUACUUUUAGAAGAAAAAAUUGAAAAUCAUUUUCACUCAAAAUUGGGGGCCGCAGUCAUUGUAUUUGUACACAAUAGAACAGCUUUUAAAACUAGUUAAAUCAUGGAAUACAUUUUGAAAAUAAUGUAUUGAUAAAACAGAAAAAUUGCAAAGUUUAUUUUUAAAGUAUAGCAGAAAAAUGUUUAACAGAUUGAAGGCUAUUUGAAAUGACCAAUUUUUAUUAACUAAUGUGCAAUAAAAAUUGAGUGAUAGUACAUCUAUAACUUGAUAUUAUAAAAGAAAAUAUAAAACAUACUAGUAUUAGAUACUUAACCUAUAGUAGCAUAUGGUUGUUAGUCAGUAUUACUUAGCACAGUGAUACACAAGUCAGAAAUGCAUUGGACCAUCAGAUAAACUCCCUUCUGACUUCCCAGCAUUCAUGACUGCACAUCCCAUUUCUGAAAGCUGAUCAUUGUAAAAUAGUGACAUGUACAUUUAUUUGUUUUUUUCAUAUAUGUUAUUUUUUAUUUUAGAAGAAAAUAUACUGUAGGAUAGUUUGGAGUUUGUUGAUUAUAUGUUAAUUCAUGAAACACCCUGAGAGUUUCAUGACUGCAGUUGUGAAACGCUGCUAUGGAGUGAAUCCCUUCACCUUGUUAUAAUGUAGUAUGACUCUUUUUUUCUUUUGACUGAGAAAUUUUUAUGUUUAUAAAAGUAAUCUUGUAUGUUUUUACUGCCUAGCAAAGUAGUUCUUGGGUAAUUAUGGAAAUAAUAAAAAGUCUUUGUUUACUUCUCCAUUUGAGCCACAGUGAGAUGCAUACUAUAAAAUUAUGAAAGCUAAAGAUGACUUAGGCAGGCCCUAAUAUUUUAUAAGUGACUAAGUUUAGAUACAUAAAAUAUUUUCAUAGAAAUAAGUAGUGUUUUCAUAGUUAAUUGAUAGGAACAAAUUUUUAUGACUUAAAAAUUGACUUAUGCUUCAGUUUACUUCUUAAUUCAUGACCAGCUUGAUCUAAGUAACAGCUUAGGUAAUCUUAGCUAAAAGUUAGUCUUUGUAAAAUAAAUGGGCAGUUUUGUAAAUAUAAUAGUUAACCUUGCACACUUUUCUCGAGCUCCCCAGAGAAAGGGUAUACUGAUUUAUCUUUUACAGGUGUAAAUAGGUCCAACCCACAAUGUAGCCUUUGCUAUUAUGUAGCCUUUGCUAUAUAGUGUAGUUAUAUGCUACACUAUAGAGCAAAAUGUCUUUCAGUGUCUAGCAAAAUGUUUGUUAUGGUUCUCUGUAUGUACUUUUGAAAAUCUGUGAUCAGUGUGCAACUCUGGUGAUUUUUACUGUAAUUUAUGUUUAGCUGGUUGUUUUGUUUUUUUUGUUUGUUUUUUUACAUUUGAUCUAACCUUUUACAAGAGCUGCUAAUAAUUUCUAAUAUUUUCUGUGUUUUUUUUGCCCUACCUUCCCUUUUUUCAUAAUGAGUGAUCAUAGACACUAAUUCAAAGGAUACAAGGGACUUGAUAAUCUAGAAAACAGAUGAUUGGCUCCCAAAUCAUUUAGCUAUGUUUUUAAAAUCAUAGUCUGCCACUACAGUUUCUAAGUCACAUGUUUUUGAUAUUGUUUCACUUGGACAAUUUUAGUGACUAAAACUGUAGAUAAAACUACUUAACAAAAGUAUUAAGUGUUAUAAUGGAAUUCUUUAGUGCUGAUAUCUUAAUUGAAAUAGGUACAUUCCUAGAAUCCACUUCUAUUAGUGUCAUCACAGUGAAUUGGUGUGAGAUAAUCCUAGGAUUUUAGGAACUAGGAAGAAUAUAAUGCUUGCUUCCAUGGUGCCAGGGACUGGCUAACCUAAGGGCAAGCGGGUCAGGGUUCUCAUUUUACCUUGUGUGUGAAUAAUGAAGGUGGACCUGAGGGUCAUUUUCAUAUUUCACUUCUGAAUGUAUACCGUAGGAAUCUCUAAUUCUUAAAAUUCUUGAUAUUUGGAAUUUUGUUGCUGAAUUUAAAAGUAAAGACUUGCAUUAUAAACUGUACCUCCAAUUUGAAAAAAUUUGUGUUAAUUUAAAGUUAAAGGCAGUCCGUGUGAAUGCUGUGUAAUACUGCAGAAGAUUCUGCUACACAUCUAAAUACUGACUUUAAACAAAGAGUGGGGGGAAAAAGCAGACUGCUGGAGUAUUUAGUGAAAGAAAUCAUUAAAGCAACAAAGGGCAAGGAAAAGAGAAGAAACUAGACACCCAGGGACAUCCCUGAGCCAAGAAAGCCCUUUGAUAGCAAAUUGUUUUAAAAUUAAGUGGCCCUCUAUCAAAACCAUCUGAAUUUACUCAGUUUCUGCUAUUGGGAGAUUGUCCACAUUCCUCCAUAAUGAAGGGCCAGUAAGUAAUAGGAUUUUCUUAUAGUCAACUUUGUUCUUUCUAAAGGAAGAUGGUAAUACCUCAUUAACCUCGAAUUUGUGGUUAAUGUUUACUGUUUCAUUAUGUAAAGAAGAAAAAUGACUAAGCAGAUAAUUAGUACAAAUGAAGUUGAUCUUUGAAAAGCAUUUUAGCAGUAGCUAUACAAUAGCUAAAUAGUUAUUCUAAAUAGUUGUUAUAGUUAUUCUAAAUAAUAACACUAGACAAAACUUUAUCAGUUAUAGUACAUGUAUAUAAAUUAGUUAAAAUGCAUUUAUUUAGAAAUACCUAAUUGUUACCUAAAUUACCCCUUCUCAUUCAAGGUAGCAAUUUUAUUAAGUCAGUAUAAAUAUUACAACACAUUUAAUCCAAAAUAAUGAGCUUUCAAGUUGUUGUGCUGGGAAUUUAAUGAGGUUGUUAGGCUGUGUAGAUUUUAUAGGCAAUGUGAUCUGUAAUGCAAAGUUCUGAUUUCCUCAUACAGAAAAAUAACUUGACCUACGCUACCUGUAUUAAGCACCAUCCUUUGCAUAACAUUAAUCUCAAUAUCUGAUUUUAUAUUUUCAUUAUAGUCCUGAUCUUUUUAAACUUAGCUGUGUCUUCAGCUGUGUUCAGAGUAUAUGUGCCUUAAAUCCUCCACUCUAGACACAAAGUUUGGGGAACUGUUAUUUAAAUAAGUUGGUUGUGACCCUUUGCAUUUGACUUGAGAGACAAAGACUGUUAUCUUGAGGGGUGUUUAGGGCUUCUGGAGAGGAAACCUCAAUCAUGCAUACCAUCGCAGAGGAUCAAAACCAUAAAGAUCAGGGUCCCCUGAAGUAAAAUCACUGAAAAGAUAUAUUCUUUUUUAUAUUAUAUUGUAAAGGAAAUUUAUAUUUUACCAGUGAAAGAUGACAGAGAAGUUCCUAAGCAUCUUCAUAUUAAUAGCAUAAUAUAAAAACAUUGCUGUAAGGCCUAUUUCCCAUUUAUUUUCUUUGUAAAACUAGACUGUAGGGGGUAUGUUUUAAUAUUUUCCCAUGUAAGUACAUCUUUUUCCUAUCCUUGAUCCAUAUUUGCUAAGAAUUAAUGCAGAAAAAUAACAAUUCACUUGCAAACAUUACACAUUAUUGAACACACACAGGGUAACAUUGAUUUGGGUGCUACUAUACUAGAUUUUACCUAGCGUUGACCAGUCUCAAUGUAUUAUUUGACACAGUAUUCAAUCUAAUAAAUUUUAAGAUUGUGUAGUUUUGAAGGUUAUUUAUAUGCCAGCAUACCAGAAAGCCAUGGUGGAGAAACUCUGCAUUCCUCAGAACUUAAUUUCUUCCCUUGGCCCUAUAUAAUUGGAUAAAAUACUUUAUUCUAAAUUCCAGUUAGGCAAAAAAACAAGGAUAAGAUUAACAUUAUGAUUACAGCAAAUGUUACUACAGAAACAUUGGUUGGUUAAUUAUUCUGUCUGCAGCUGAUGUUUUAAGAAAAAUUCCUUCACUUCACUUGACAUUGAUGUGUUAGACAAAGAAUAUUAAUCUCAACAAUCACUUUAUAGCAAUCAUGGGGAGACCUGUGUGUCUGGAAUUGAGAUUUGUUGCAUUUCUGAGCCCACUUUUUAUUCAUCAGAAACAAUAACAUAAUUGGAGAAUUAUUUUAAAUAACCAGUAUUUUAACUUUUUAUAAAGUUUGGGACUUUAAAGUAUCAACAAAGAAUAUUGAAUAUGUGCUUUUACUAUGGUCAAAUUACUUUUUAUUAUCUAAUUUCUUUAUUUUCUGUAUUUUAAAAUCUUGUGCAUUAGGAAUGUCUAUAUAGGUAUAUAGGCAUUUAAAAUUUAAUGGUAACAAUAAAUGUAACUCAGCAAUUAAACUUUAUUUUCAGGACAAGAUAUAUUUAAUUGCAUCAAAUAUAUAUACUACCUUGUACUGGUAAAUGCUCUAAAAUAUUUAAGCUACUUUAAUUGUACUAUCUCUUCCCCCCUUCAUCCUGGAAAUGCAAAAGAAUGUGAUCUUAUAUUAACUAUCUGUGAAUUUUGCCUUAUCAAACAUUGUGCCUUAUUUUCUUAAGUGUUUUGUUGGAAUAUGAUUCUGUAUUCUGCAAAAGCAACAGUAUUUGAGUUUCAAUUGUCUAACUUUUACCUAAAAAAAAAAACAAACCUAAAAUUACAAUGUUGGUAUUUGCCUAAUUACUUGCUAUAUCUUUGCUUAUUUGUAUUUUGAAUUUUUUCAGUACAUAAAUAAGAUAAGCAUGUAUUAGUAUUUAUUCUCUGUACUAGAUGCAAAUGAUAAAAGAUGAAGUAGAUCUGGCUCCUUUUUACUAGAGUUUCUUCUACGCUACAGUCUUAACAGAUUUACGAUACAUGCUGUAAUAAAUUGGUGAGUUUAUUUGCUUGCUAGCAUCAGUUACUUU